Molecule: messenger RNA, 1387 nt
Organism: Austrofundulus limnaeus
Lineage: Eukaryota; Metazoa; Chordata; Actinopteri; Cyprinodontiformes; Rivulidae
Exons: 4
Coding region: 250-1293 (347 amino acids)
Source: RefSeq, a predicted model, not a curated record
AAUGGUAACWUAAUUUAGUCAAGGGAAAAGUCUGAUUCAUAUCUGACUUAGUGAUGCGCGCCACAAACAUGGAGUUAUAUAGAACAUUCAUUUAACACCACAAAAUACAAGUCUUUAUUUUAUUCCAAAACGUUAUCUGAUCUGAUUAGGCUGACUCUUAAAUCGUGUUCAAGUUACACGGCCCUUAAUGACAGCAAACAAAGGAGGGAACAAAGUCCAGCUGGACACACAGUAAAGCAAAUGAGGUGAAUGCCCGCGGCUCAGAGAGCAGCUCGUAACACACAGGAACACCCAGCAGAARGGGACGAGGUGUUUGUCAGGGACGAUGAAUGCUUGAUGCUUGAUGAUAGGAUGAAAUAUGACUUUAGGAGGAAUUACAAAUGUUUAGGCAGAUGGAGGACAGGAUGGUUGGUCUCAGCGGCGAUGAGUCUGUCGUCCAAUCACGCUCUGAAGCCCCUGAUUCCCACCUUCUGCCUGGUGGCCGUGAUGAUUUAUGGCCAAGCUGAUAAACUCAGAAACUUUGUGGCAGACAUCUUUAUCCCACAGUAUCGCUACCCGUACCCUGUGGCUCUCUGCUUCUCCCAGGUCCUGGUUUCCCUCGUGUUUCUAAAUCUCCUCCACGCCCUGGGCCUGGUGCCGCUCAAACCUUACUCCCGGCYUCUGGGUGAGAGGCUGCUGCUGCCUGCCAUCUGUAACGGUGUGCAGGCCGUGCUGGUUCUGUGGGUCAAAGGCAGCAGCUCGUGCGCCGGCCUCUUCCUCUUCACCGUUCCCCUGCUGCCCCUGCUAACCGUGGGCUUUAGCUUCGCCCUGAGGCUGGCGUCCCCACCGUCGACCCACUCCGUCGUUCUGGUUUCCRUGCUGAGCUUGAUGUUUGUCGUUAUCACAGCAUCCAAGGAAGUACCAUGUAUUGAGCCUUUGGAGUAUUUGUACGCACCCCUAGCUUUAAUCCUCCAGGGUAUUUCUCUGAUUGCUUUGGCCAAAGUGUCUGAAGCUGAGCGGCAUCAAGCUCCUGAAGCCCAAGCCUCCGCUUUUGACAUCUACCACAGCCAGCUGGUCAACCAGAUUGGGGUGCUGGGCCUCUUGUGGCUGCUGCACCCGGACAAUCCCUGGCAGGUGCUGAGGCUGAGCAGCUGGAGGAACCUGCUCUUCCACGGAUACCUGCUGGCCAUUCUCCUGCUGGGGAUGGUGCUCAACUUUCUGGUCUGCGUUUCGGCUCUUUGCGUGUCACCGCUCGCCGCCGCGCUGCUUUACUCGGCCAGACACGUAGUUCAGCCRUUCCUGCAGCUCCUGUAGUUUGGGGGAUUGUUUUGGGUGGGGAGUUCUCACAAAGUUUGCACACUUGUGUCUUAAGCUCUCCACCACUGGGUUGAAAACUAAAAAAAAAAAA